CUUUCUGUAUUUAUUGAUUUGGUUCACUAAAGUCACAGGGAAGGGUUUUGAGAUCGAUAAAAACUCUUGUGUGUUGUACCAGAGAGGAUAGAUAAAAUAUUGGCCAUAGAUUUGUAAUCCUUUUGUUUUUUUUCUUUCUCAGGAGGACUUCAGCCAUAGUGGUUUUGUUUUUUAAUAUAUAUCAGUGUGUUUCACUUGUUGAUACUCUUUUCUCUCCUGGUGGACGAGUGAAGAGGUGAGAGAGCAGAUAAGAGCUAAGCGCUUGCUUUCUGCGUUUCUCGGAGAAUUUGUCUUCAAAAGAAGGGCAAGCAGUGGAUUUAUGUCGUCUGGGUUUAUUCUGGCAGUGAUUGGGGCUCAGUUGAAACGCUCCAUUAUUUAUGUUUGCUUUUCUUUCUCCUUGACUCUCUUUGUGUGCUCCGAUUGCUGUAUGCUUCACUGCAUUCUCAACCACAAUACUGUGAAUCCACUUGUUUCAAUGCGAUUGAGGCCAAAAAGGACUUGUUGCGGAGUGGAGUGUUUCGGAGGUUUUCACAUACAAAGAUUUUCGCAUCUUUUCAUAUUCCUAAGAGGGGAUUUCACCUGAUAGAGCCUUGAGAGAUUUUGUUACCCUCUUUUGGUUGGCGUUCAUUUCCUUUUCCUUCCUUGAUUCGAUUUGUUUUCCUUCACAGUUUCCUGGGUAUUUUGAGGGGUUUUGGGAGGGUUUUUCCUGAAUUUUUUUCCACCAUGCCUGACCCUCGGAAACAACCGGCUUCUAGAGGGAAGCAAAAGCUUCAGCAAGAGUCCAAACCGAUGAGAAAACUUCGCAUAUUUUACAACGAUCCAGAUGCUACCGACUCAUCCGAAGAUGAGUCGGAGAGGCUUCAAAACCCGGUAAAGGCAAAAAGAAGAGUGUGUGAGAUCUCUCUUCCCCCUCUUCCUCGAAUAUUCACCACAGCAGAAACGAGUUCCUGUGAGGUGAAUAGCAACAAAAAUGUUUGUAUUGAAGGGGAGCCCCAAAGUAAGAAGAGGGCUUUGUUCCAAACCCAGUCAACUAAGAAGAGGCCUUCUGGGAAACCUAAAGGUGUUAGGCAGAGGAAAUGGGGUAAAUGGGCUGCUGAGAUUCGUGACCCCUUUAAGGGUGGUCGUGUAUGGUUAGGCACUUUCGAUACUGAAGAAGCGGCUUCCCAAGCCUACGAGGCCAAAAGGUUCGAGUAUGAAACUCGGGCAAAGACUGAAGCUUUGGCUAAUAAUGGACCUUUGGCGACAUCUUCUAAUAAGAGUAACUCCACCAUCUCUUCUGUUGUUGCUGCUGUCUCUGUAUCUGAGAAGUUUUCUACUACUUCUACUUCUGAGGACUCGUCCGAGAGUGUGUUGUCACACAUAUCACCAUCCUCCGUACUUGAGUUGGAUACCUCGGCUUCUAAAUCCUUUGACAAGGAUAAUGUUGUUUUCACUGAGGAAGCUACUGAUUUGGUGGCUGAACUUGCAGGGUUAGAAAUACCAGAUUUGAGUCUGUUGAACUUGCCACCACCACCUGCUGCUGGUGGUCCAUCUGGAUCUGAGCCUAACUUUGCACUUGAUUUUGAUUUGUUAUCCUUUGAUGAUUAUGGACAGGGUUUUGAUGAUCUUGGUGACUUGGAAGAUCUUCACAUUUUUGGGUUUGAUGACAAUGAGCCUAGUGAGCUUCCUGAUUUUGAUUUUGGUGAUUUUGGUGCUGAUGAGUUUGCUGGUUGGAUUGAGGAGCCCCUCAAUAUACCUUGUGCCUAAGUUUUGCAGAGCUGCUAGAUUUCUAAGUUAUUACAUGUUUUGUUGUUGUUAGGUUCUGUUAUAAUUUUGUAAUGUCUCAGGAACUGUGUAAUCGAUUCCUGAAUGAGUGUUCUUAUGCGUUUGUUUUUUGAGGGAUUUGUCGAGUCUUACUUAGAGCAGUGAGAUGGAAAGAGAAUCCCUUGGGUUUUCCCGUGCUGUUAAGAGCCGUCCAAGGGAUCUUGAACCAUAUACUAUGUCGUAAUUUCAAAGGUUCUUCUAUGGCAGAGUAUUAGUGAAAAUAUCUUCUAUGUUUUGUCUUCGGUUGUGUCUUAUUGAAGAACAUAAAUUAUUAGUCUUUAAACUAUUGCUAUUAUUUUUAUACACAAA
Molecule: messenger RNA, 2112 nt
Organism: Cajanus cajan (pigeon pea)
Lineage: Eukaryota; Viridiplantae; Streptophyta; Magnoliopsida; Fabales; Fabaceae
Product: ethylene-responsive transcription factor ERF118
Biological process (GO): regulation of DNA-templated transcription
Molecular function (GO): DNA binding; DNA-binding transcription factor activity
Source: RefSeq, a predicted model, not a curated record